AUGUUCGAACCCAACCCUUAUACCGAGGCUUAUGGCCCAGAAUCUCACGAUGCAGCUCAUUCGACCGUCGAUGAGUCCGAUGACAAUCCACCAGUCAGUAAACCAACUGAAUACCAAUCCUCGGAUUCCAGGAGCAAACCAGGGGAUGCAACUGAUCAACUGAACGCGCCCUUGAGGCAGCUACUUUCGACAAUGGCGAGUCAUCCACCUCUUGUAGUCGAGGCCGACCUCAAAAAACUGCGCGAGAUGAUCAAAACGAAUCAAUUGCAAGUCAACAUCCAAGAUGACGACACGAAGAUAGCACCGCUUCACAUUGCGGCUGGAUUUGGUCUCGUUGAUGCCGUUGAAGAGCUGCUCAAGGCUGGCGCCAAGCUUGAGAUUCAAGAUUGCGAAGGCCGGACGCCUUUGAUGACUGCCACGGAGAACGAGCAAGUAGAAAUCAUGGAACAAUUUCUCACGGCUCAAUCUGAGUAUGACGGCGUCAAGUCUCAACUAGAGAUAACAGACAACCUGGGGCGGACUCCUCUCUUGUCGGCCAGCAUAAAUAGCUUCCCCGAAGGUGUGAGACUAUUGAUCGAUGCCGGUGCAGACUGCAACGCUCGAACUCUUGAGUCCAAAUCAACGCCCCUGAUCGCAGCUAGCAGCUGGGGCUACCGGAAUGUUGUCGAGAUGCUUCUCGACACCAGGAACCCCCAUGGUCGCGCAGAUGUCAACCUCCAAGAUACUGAGGGAUGUACUGCUUUACAUGCAGCAAUAAUUAAAGAGCAGAACGAGAUUGCCGAGUUACUCCUGUACGCGGAGGCGGAUUUCGAAAGAAAGAAUAAGAAUGGACAGAAUGCCUUGCAUCUAGCAAGUAAAAGAGGCGACACGACUAUCAUCGGCCGGCUCAUGCAACUGGGAGCUGCUGUAGAUGAAAUGGAUAAUAAUUACGAAACACCGUUUAAGGUUACCAUCAACUCUCUGCAACAGCUCCAAACUAAGGCAGAGCUGCAACGUGUCCAGCAAAUUGAUACGAUACAGCUUCUAGUCGCGCAUGGAGCUUUACCCCAAACCCGAACCUACGAAAACGAGACAGUGCUGCAUCUUGCCCUAAAAUGUGGCGAGCCCCUCUUUCUAAGAAAGAUGUUAGAGAAGAUGGAUCUGGACGAUCUGUUGACUCGAAAUAAAGACGGCCAGACCCCACUAUCCUCUGCUCUCCAACUUCAGGGCGAAUGGAGGGAAAUUGCGAUCGGGAUUUUUCUCGCAUCGGACCAAGUGAUGAAGGUUGUCGAUAGUGACGAAGAAUAUCUAUGGCGCAAUGUUCUUGACUGGGCCGCGGACAAUCAAAUGUCACACCACUUUGUGCGCCUGGUCUUACAGCACAAGACUAGAAUGGACACAACACUGCCAUCUGAAAGUAGAGACUGGAGCGCAAUCAGAUGGGCAGCACACCAUCAGCUUCCGGUACUACUACGACGGCUGGUUGUCAGCUCGCCUGGGGCUAAUGAAGUUGAGAAGGCGCUGAAAUCAGUCCUGGAAUCGACCUCGAAACUGAUAAUGGACCCAAGCAGCAAGAAAUUCAUCGGCCAACUUCCUCUUGUGAUCUGGCUUCUCAUUACUGCUUCCAAGGGAAAUGACGACCUGAAAAGAAGCGUGGGGGCAGUCUUAAGAACAAUAGAAACCCGAACAACCACGCAGAAAUCACGAAAGAAGGUCCCUAGAGAUAUUCAAAAAGCAAAGACAAACACACACCUCCACCAAGACCGAGUUGAUGGCAAGGAAAAAGGAAAUAUGAUCGUCUCAGAGCAGCAAUCCGGCUCUCACGAGAAACCUUUCGACUUUGAGCAGUUAGAGACGCUGAAAAUAAUCCUCCGUGACCCCCCUUUCUCGCGGACACGUAUUCAUGAAGAGAAGGCUUCGUAUCACACCUCAACACGGCUCAAGACCGAGAAUUCAUAUCAAGACACCCUGAACAAUUUUGACGCCAACAUCGUGCAGUUCUUUGGGGCCAGCGGCAUAUCUAAAACAUUUCAAGCUACGAGAAAAGUUCACGAUGUCAUUUACAGGACUGGCCCUGCACGGAUCAUGCAGGCAGAGACAGCAAUACAAAACGCUGUCCACUAUCGUGAUGAAUAUUUCCACAACGUUGACUCAGACUUCACGUGGGUAUAUUUACCAGUGACCAACAUGAGCUGGAUGAACGACCUGCUGAUGAGGAUUUGCGAUGAUUCAUUAUAUCUUGAUACAAGCCAGUACUAUGACAUCAGGUCUUUUUUUGAAGACAGCUGGAGUGAAACACCGGACAGAACAUCUAGGUCGAGGACGAUGAGACCUCGAACUGUAAUGAGACCGCGACCGAAACUGAGAGAGCUUAGAAAAUCGUCAUCCACCAAUUUAGACGAGAACGAACCUGAUUUUCUAGAUGCGUCGGCGAUUUAUAAUGCGAGUUUACCACCAGACCAGUCGACUGGAUCAAUUGUUCACGAAUCACCGACCCUUGACGAGUGGUAUUACCAUUUUGCAAUGGACCGAAAGUCGAAUGCAGAGAGACUUUAUCGGAACAAGAGCCAGAUCACCACCAGGUUCUUAGGAGAAAACCAGCUCCUGAGGCAAAACGAACACAACGAGGGAGAGUCCGCGAGUUCUUGCCCCUCGAGUGAGUUGGCUCUCAUACGUGUCAAUCAAAAAUGGAUUUGGACCAUUGGCAAUAGAUGGCUCAUCACCGCAAAUUCUUGCUCGCUUGGCGAGAACGAUGGCGGGCUAGUACAAGAAAUUCUUGAUCAGGUUGGCAAGCAAACAGAUCACGGAGGUCGCAAGCUUCAACCAAGAUCAGUAGCGGGAAUGAGCCAAAUGAUCAUCGACCAUUGCAUCGGCUCCUAUGAGAGACUUUCUGAGCUGCCAAGGCCAUCAAAGACACCUUCUAAAGAGGCUGAUCCGUCUGAGAAUCAAAUACCUAUGGUUGGACGAGAAUUGUCCAUCAGACAAAUCUACUCUCAUUAUUUAACCUGGAUUGAGAGAAAUGAAACAUCACUAUUUCAAGCCGUUCAGAAGCAGCGAUUCAACCGCCUGCGCGAUCUGAUACAACGAAAGCCUAAUGCCUCUGACACACAGUCGGAAAUUGCUCGCAAGGCCUCGCCUCAGACCUCAUACGAAAGCGAUUUUGCUAUCCUAGAGGCAUAUAGCCUGUACAGCAAAAUCAAGGAUGUCCGCGACGAAUUGAACAUUCUCAAAUCAGUUGCGUACUACCAAAAACUUGUUCAAUUGCAGCUGCACUUGACUGAGAGAGGCGGAGAGCGUUCUGCGGCCCAUGUGUUACAGAAUAUUCGCGAGUUGAAUUUUGUUGCGGAUAGGAUCCAAUCGGCGGUCAACAUGACGCUUUCACUUCAACAAAGCGAAAUGGCCAACGAGAACACUAUCAUAGUGAAUUCCCAAGCGAAGCUGGCUGGAAGGCAAGCAAGUGUCCUUUUUGUGUUUACUUUUGCCACUAUUGUUUUUCUUCCACUAUCUUUCCUCUCGUCUCUCUUUGCCCUAGAUGUCUCUAGCUUUCUCCAAACGCCUGUAUGGGCUUUUGCCGUGAUAUUUUUGGUUUCUGCAGUAGUUUCUGCAAUCGUAGGAUUCGGUGCCUUCUAUCUUGCCAAUUACAUAGACCCCCGAGUAGAGAGAAAAAGGACAACAGAGACCCUACCUAAGACCUAG
Messenger RNA from Colletotrichum scovillei, 3675 nucleotides. RefSeq lists its product as uncharacterized. The coding region runs from base 1 to 3675 and encodes 1224 amino acids. Gene Ontology annotation, molecular function: protein binding; metal ion transmembrane transporter activity. The transcript has 10 exons. The record is from RefSeq and is a predicted model, not a curated record. Lineage: Eukaryota; Fungi; Ascomycota; Sordariomycetes; Glomerellales; Glomerellaceae. Gene Ontology annotation, biological process: metal ion transport; transmembrane transport. Gene Ontology annotation, cellular component: membrane.